AGAAAAUAGCUGUGUGGUCAGCGGCCCUUUCCAGGCGCUGACCAUGUAAGGGCUGUCCUCUUAUUAGCAGCCAGUGGCAACCUAAUUUUGUCAAGCCUGACUCCAGGCUUACCCACCCUUUCGUUUUUACCUCUCUCGGGUUGCGCAGGCCCGGGAGGCCCAUCUGUUCUUACUAUUUGAGUCCCUGUUGUCUCAUUGGCGGCUUUCUGAGCAGCUGCAAAAUAUGUUUUUAACUUUUAAGUGGAAGUUGGGGGUCACUGGCAUCGAGUCUGGAACAGUCAUUCUCAGCAAGAGCUCUUUGAACUCUGACAUUCUCUAGUUUUACGGACUCGGGUGAGUGUUUAACUCCUCCCAGCUGCCAAGGGCUGGACUUCCUACCACUGUGGGCAGUAAUUAAUGAGGCAUUUAUUUGCUCAAGUAGUGGCGAAAUAAUGCGCAUUGUUUUUUUGUGUUGUCGGCGGAAUACGCUCAGUUGCCUAGCACCACAGCCCUCUGGCUGGCAGUCCCUCCUCGCUGCUCAUCUGCUCGGGUCUCCUUGCCGCCCCCAGCUCAGCGACCGGGACGCAGACGAGGACCAGUGUUCGCGCGAGCUCAGGGGGCGGCGUAGCCGCCGCCCGCCCAGGAGGACCAUGUUGCGCGGCAAGUCCCGGCUCAACGUGGAGUGGCUGGGCUACUCGCCAGGCCUGCUCCUCGAGCACAGGCCCCUCCUGGCAGGGCGCACGCCGCGGAGCCACCGCCGAAAUGAAAGCUCAUUAGCAUCUACACUGAAGACGCUCCUGUUCUUCACAGCUUUAAUGAUCACUGUUCCUAUUGGGUUAUAUUUCACAACUAAAUCUUAUAUAUUUGAAGGCGCCCUUGGGAUGUCCAAUAGGGACAGCUAUUUUUACGCUGCUAUUGUUGCAGUGGUCGCCGUCCAUGUGGUGCUGGCCCUCUUUGUGUAUGUGGCCUGGAAUGAAGGCUCACGACAGUGGCGUGAAGGCAAACAGGAUUAAAGUGAACAUCACCUUUUGAUAGCAUUAAAUUCAUUUUUUAAAAUGAUAAAUGCUGGAGGGGGCCAUCUGAUUUGAAUAAAGUUGAAAGAACAUGUUAAAGUCAGUCUUAAGGAGUCAGAGUAGUGCAAAUUUUGAUCCUUCUAAUAUGUUGGUUUGUAUAUUCAGUUUUAACUGUAUGAAUCUGAUUUGCAAAUGAGAAUUUGGAAAAGUUAAAUUAGCUACAAAUAAAUAUGUUAAUUUAAUUAUACAAUACUCUGGAAGGAAUUUUAUCUUCUUUCAACAAAACAUGUUUUAUAGUAUUCUGACUUACGGUUGCUUUUGAGUUUUACUCAUUUGGAUAUAUUAAGAUGCACACAGUGAAGCAAAUUAAACUCCACUUUACGCUGGAAUGCUUUCUUUAGCAUGAAAAUACCAGGUCCUUGGAUUUGGGAUUUUAAUUUCCUAUGGAAAAUUGCUUAAAUUAUGGACACUGGAAUUAAUCUGAAUGUCACUGAGGAAUUUCACAUGAAGUGUAAUCCCUAGUCAAUAAGAAUUAUCUGUUACAUUAUUUUAUGGGAAAACUAGGCUAAAUUACAUCCAUUCAGGUAAAAGGACCUUAGCUUACUGAAGAAUCUAAAGAGCAAAGCAAAGAUCUCACUACUCAAACACUCAGCCUGCUUCCUUCAAGUCCCCUUGCAGGCCAGCUUUGUGCUUUGCAGACCAACUUUUUAAUGAGAUACUUUGCUUCCUCAUUCAACAUUGAAGCUAGGCUUCAGUUAAAAGGUUCGAGGAAGCUCCAUUUAAAAUUGUUUUUUCUACUGUUUUUUAAAAUUGUAGUGUAUAUGAUAGGAAUUUGCAUUUAAAUAUGUUCAUUUUUGCAUAUGUUAGGAGUGGAAACAAUCUGGAAAACAUUUUUUUUUCACCCAAAAAGUAUUCUCCUUGGGCAUAUCUGAUGGAAAAAAACCUUGAUUUUAUUUUCGUAUCUUUAGUCUGUGUUCUUUCUAGUUAUUUGGUACUAAUUGUGUGCAAUCUAAAAACACUCCCACAAAUAUUUGUUUUUUAAUUAUAAAAUCAUAACAUAUGUUCUUUGUAGAAAACUGGAAAAAUACAUAUUCAAACAGGAAAAAAAAUCAAAAUUCCCCAUAAUGUUGCCAUCUAAAAAUAACCUCUAUUUUAGUUUAUAUCCUGUAUUCGUUUUUGAAAGCCAUUUCUUAAUGCUAGUUUGAUACACACUAAAAGUUUAGCUUACAAGUUCAAAUUCUGCCAGCUUUUCCUGACAGCUAUUUGCAUUUUUUUCAGAUGAGUGAUUAUUGGCCAUUUUCUUUUUCUUUUUUUUUUGAGACAGAGUUUUGCUCUGUCGCCCAGGCUGGAGUGCAGUGGUGCGAUCUCGGCUCACUGCAACCUCUGCCUCCUGGGUUCAAGUGAUUCUCCACCUCAGCCUCCCAAGUAGCUGGGACUACGGGUGCCUGCCACCAGGCCUGGCUAAUUUUUUGUGUGUUUUUUUGUAGAGACGGGGUUUCACCAUGUUGUCCAGGCUAAUCUUGAACUUGUGACCUCAGGUGAUCCACCCACCUCGGCCUCCGAAAGUGCUGGGAUUACAGGCGUGAGCCACCACGCCCGGCCUUAUUGACCAUUUUCUAAAUAAGCACAUUCUAUCUUUAUUCUCUUAAAAUUCAAAUUUUCUGUUACUGAUAAUCCUAAUACUUAGUAGGAUUCUUGCUUAAGUAUGUGAAACCAUUACUGAUUUGUUGUUCACAUUUAUUAUUUUUUAUGUUGUGAAACUGGACUAAAGGAAUAGAGGGAUGAUUAGUCAUAAAAGUCAAAUAGGCAUUUGUGUUUAACUGUUGAGAAAAGUGAAAGAUAGGUAUGAUUAUUAUGGAACUGUUUUUAAUUCUUGCUUAAAGACUACAAUUUUAGUAUAAUGACAUUUGAGUCUAGGGUAGUGUGUGGUAGAUUUCUAGAUGGUCCCUAAUUAAGAAGUAUUGUUGUAUUUAGAAUUGUCCACUUAAUUUCUUUUUAUAUAAUGCCAAGGUAUUUCUUGUGCUUUUGGGAUCUUAUGCUGUUUGUAAAAUGUUACUGUCCAAUGUUGGAUUAUUGUUUUGGUUUCAGGCAUUUGCUGAAUAGGUAAUGAUACAUGGGUAUUUUUCUGCAAGUAUUUAAACCAGGGGCGUAUGCAAAGGCAGUUGUAAUUUCCUCUUGGAAAAAGCGCCAAAUGUUUGAAGGUUAAAAUCAAAUGCUAGGGUUGAUAUUUAGGCUUAUAACAAAAUAGGCUUGUUUUCAAAGCAGUUUUUUCCUAGAGUUUUAACUGUUAACUCACUAGUUUGCUGCUGUUUUUAACUAUGUUAAAUAACAUAUGGUAUUUGACAAAUAGAUUUAUUUUUCAAAAUGUCUCACUAAUUUCGUUUUACACAAUAUAUAUACUUCAAGAUGUAUAGAAAGGAAAGCUACAGUUGAGCCCUUAUACAUGUUUUAAGGUAGAAAUAUGUUCCCUAUUGUUUGAAAACUGAUUGUAAGAAUAACCUCAGUUAGGAGAUAUAACUUGAAGUGUCAGUCCAAACUACUGAUUUAACCCCAUUUACGGUAACACAUUACCUUCCUCACCUCCUGUUUUGCCCUGGAGAAUGUAGUCCUUUUUCUCAUUUGUGUUGAGAAAUGAAAAGUCUGCUAUAGAAUGUAUCUGAUGUCAUUAGUUCUUCAAAUGGAUACCAUUGUACAUAUAACAGUAGAAUUUGGUUUGAGGUUGUUAGUGAAAAAAAAUUUAAACCUGCCAUUAAAAAUCUCCAUGUUUCAUGGAAAUCUAACAGAAAUACAUUGUAAUAAUUAGAACAUUUUCUUUUCUUUUUUCUUUUUUUUUUUUUCGAGACGGAGUUUUGCCCUUCUUGCGCAGGCUGGAGUGCAAGGGCGCAAUCUCGGCUCACUGCAACCUCCGCCUCCCGGGUUCAAGCAAUUCUCCUGCCUCAGCCCCCUGAGUACCUCAGACGACAGGUGCGUGCCACCACACGCGGCUAAUUUUUGUAUUUUUAGUAGAGACGGGGUUUCACCAUGUUAGCCAGGCUAGUCUCGAACUCCUGACCUCAGGUGAUCCACCCGCCUCUGCUGGGAUUACAGGUAUCAGCCACCGUGCCUGGCCUAAUAAUUAGAACAUUUUCAUCAUGAAAAUGUCAUCAGCUUUGCCAAAAGAAACAACCAAUUGACUUGUUCGGCGUUUUCCAUUUUCAUGUCAAUUUUAUGUAUACAGUUAGAAUACCCAAGGAGACCACUAAAAUCAGUUAAACAAGUAGCGUAUAUCCAAAGAAAGAUGAAACCCGAAAGUACAUAAAAAGGAUUUAAAUCCCAUUUUAGAUGUACCUAGUGUGUAUUUCUUACCUCUAGACAAGUUCAUGUUUAUUGUUUAAUUUAUGCCCAAGUGAAGUUGUAAAACUUAUGGUUCAACUCUGACAUAGAAUUUGUCACUUGUCUGAGGUCAGUGGCAGGUUGCUCCGCUGUCAAGCACUCUGUCACCCACCAGAUUAGUAUAACUAUUAAUUCAGACUCUACUCCUAUGUUUAAGAUAAUUUUUACAAGAGCUGGCUGAAGCAGCACAUUAGUAACCUGACAAGAUUUCUUUUUCCCUUUUCAGGGGGAAAGGGUCACCUUAAAAAUAAAUUAUUUUCAGGGACUUUGGGAAUCUAAUGAUAAAUAUUACACAUAAUCUAUGAAUAGCUUAAUCCUUUAUAUACUCCUUAAAAUAGGAAUUCCUCGACAUCACUCCUGGCCACACUUUCCUUGCCUGUGUUGUUGCUAUGUGUAUUUGAAAGUAAUAUCUGCAUUCCUUUUAAGAUGUUCUGUAAGUCAUAUUUGUCAGUUAUACAGAGUAGUCUUCCUUUUUCCCACGUUCAGUGUAAUUUCACUGAACAGUAAUAAUAGCAAUAGCUAACAACAUCUGCACAGCACCUUACAGUUUGCAAAGAACGUUCACACAUUCUCAUUUGAGUUUUGCAUAGUGAACCUGUUACGAGAUGUCUCUUGACGUCGAUGCUAAAAGUGUUAGAAUCUUUAAAUCCCUAGAGUCAUUGAAUAUGCUGUAGUAUUGAAUAGUGCCCUGACUAGGGGGAGGAUUUAGAUGUGCUGCAUUUCAAGCCAUGUAUAAUCAUCAAAAUGGGGGGCUUGAGUUCUUUAGCUACUUGAAUCCGAUUUACUUCUGUUAAGUGAUGUUUUUCUAACCGUUAUCUGGAUGGAUUUUGUAUUCACUAUAUUGUAGCUUGUAAUUUGUAUAAAUUUACCAUCUGAUGUCAUUAAAAAAAGUGUUUGUAGUGCUA
This is a messenger RNA of Pongo pygmaeus (Bornean orangutan), 5269 nucleotides long. RefSeq names its product vacuolar ATPase assembly factor VMA21 (gene VMA21). Gene Ontology annotation, biological process: vacuolar proton-transporting V-type ATPase complex assembly. The record is from RefSeq and is a predicted model, not a curated record. The coding region runs from base 432 to 992 and encodes 186 amino acids. The transcript has 3 exons. Gene Ontology annotation, cellular component: endoplasmic reticulum membrane. NCBI's taxonomy places the organism in Eukaryota, Metazoa, Chordata, Mammalia, Primates, Hominidae.